Messenger RNA from Limulus polyphemus (Atlantic horseshoe crab), 1389 nucleotides. RefSeq names its product tachykinin-like peptides receptor 99D. Gene Ontology annotation, cellular component: membrane. Gene Ontology annotation, molecular function: neuropeptide Y receptor activity. Gene Ontology annotation, biological process: G protein-coupled receptor signaling pathway. Lineage: Eukaryota; Metazoa; Arthropoda; Merostomata; Xiphosura; Limulidae. The record is from RefSeq and is a predicted model, not a curated record. The transcript has 4 exons. The coding region runs from base 41 to 1138 and encodes 365 amino acids.
GGAAACAGCCAACGUGACUUAAGUUUUGUGGUACUAAGAUAUGGAACAUUAUAUUAGUUCAGUUAAUCAUCAAUUGGUAGAGUUUCUAAAUUACUCUAACGUAGAAGAAAACGGUGGUGCAAUGAGAAAUUUUUCUCUUCAAGAUGAUAAUCUGUAUGAGGUUCCAGCUGGUAUAAUUGUCCUUUUGUCUAUUGGCUACGGGUCAAUUUCUCUCGUGGCAGUAGUGGGUAACUUCUGCGUACUGUGGAUUGUUGCCACAAGCCGCCGUAUGCAGACGGUUACCAAUUUUUUCAUUGCUAAUCUAGCCUGCGCUGACAUCAUUAUUGGGCUUUUCUCUAUUCCUUUCCAGUUUCAGGCUGCUCUUCUUCAGCGCUGGGUCUUGCCUAACUUUAUGUGCGCCUUCUGUCCAUUUGUCCAGGUCCUGUCAGUUAACGUAAGUAUUUUCACUCUUACGGCCAUCGCCCUUGACCGCUACAGAGCCGUCAUGUCCCCGCUAAAAGCUCGUACGUCCAAACUUCGGGCUAAGGUGGCCGUACUCGGUAUCUGGGCUUUUUCUGCUGCUCUUGGAGUCCCUAAUGCAGUCGCUCUGCGUGUGAGUCUGCAGAAUGACCCCGUCACUGGAAACAAAACUAAACCUUUCUGCCAGAAUUCUGGAAUUCCGCCACUGGCUUGGAGAACAUACAACCACAUAUUGGUGUCCCUACAGUACUUCGUGCCUUUGUUUAUAAUCAGCUACGCUUACAUUCGAAUGGGUAUACGACUGAGGCAAAACCAGACUCCAGGCAAUGCCCAAGGACCACGAGAUGCUAAUAUCCUUCGAAAUAAACAAAAGGUCAUUAAGAUGUUGUUCAUUGUAGUUGCCGUUUUUACCAUCUGUUGGUUACCAUUCCAAACCUAUAAUAUCCUACAAGAAGUCUAUCCCACAAUCAAUAACUACAAAUAUAUCAAUGUCAUUUGGUUCUGCUGUCACUGGCUGGCCAUGAGCAAUUCUUGUUACAACCCUUUCGUGUAUGCCAUCUACAAUGAAAGAUUCAACACUGAAUUCAAAAAUCGCUUCAAUUGUUGUACGAGAUCUUUCAGAGGACAGCAGCAGGACCAGAAGGAAUUUGAUUAUUCUUUAUCUUCUAGAUACGGCUGACAGCAAGCAGAAACUCAUUUGUAAAUAUAUAAAAAGAGAUGAUGAUGACAGAUUUAUAUAUAAAAUUCUGUCUUUCCCAGAAGAGGAAAAGCCGAUUAUGUGUGAAAAGGCUUGUUACAAACAAGAAAAAAAUAACUGUGGUUAUAACAAUCGUACACAAGGAAAUAGUGUAUAUCAUAUAUGUGUUUUUCUCUGAACAUUGUUAUUUAUUGUUCUAGUAGAUGAAAUAAUGCAUAUCAUGUAAUAAGGAA